GACCUUGUCAAUAAAACCCUCAAAAAGCCCUAGAACCUUCCUUCAAAGCUAUAGUACAUCUUUUUCUUUCUUUGACUACCAAAAAUCAGCAAAAUCAAAUGGCAAGGCGUCUGAUUCCAUGUCUCAACAGGGUAUUGGUGGAAAAGAUUGUUCCGCCCUCCAAAACCACCGCCGGUAUUCUCCUCCCUGAAAAAUCUUCCAAGUUGAAUUCUGGGAAAGUGGUUGCUGUUGGUCCAGGAAUUCGUGAUCAUUCCGGAAACAAGGUUCCGGUGGGUGUGAAGGAAGGAGAUACUGUUUUGUUGCCUGAAUAUGGUGGCAUGGAAGUCAAGCUUGGUGAUAAAGAGUAUCAUCUGUUUAGGGAUGAAGACAUUUUGGGAACUCUGCAUGACUAAUUUUUCAUAUCCGGAGUAUUAUUGUAAGGGGAUCUAUCCUGGCCGUCUUAUUUUAUUUCCAGAAAGUAGACCAUUUGAUGAGUUAAGGAGUUGUGUAAGAGUACAACUCAUGACAUGCUAAAUGAAACUUGCUUUUAUCAUA
Messenger RNA from Erigeron canadensis, 534 nucleotides. Its product is annotated as 10 kDa chaperonin, mitochondrial-like. The record is from RefSeq and is a predicted model, not a curated record. Gene Ontology annotation, molecular function: metal ion binding; protein-folding chaperone binding; protein folding chaperone. Gene Ontology annotation, cellular component: mitochondrial matrix. NCBI's taxonomy places the organism in Eukaryota, Viridiplantae, Streptophyta, Magnoliopsida, Asterales, Asteraceae. The coding region runs from base 99 to 392 and encodes 97 amino acids. The transcript has 3 exons.